AUGUUGCACGAUUCCCUGGCGGGCGAGGGCGUCACGCCAGAGCUGCUGCUUUAUGUGCCCGUGAGGCGGCAGGACGACUGUGCGUGCGCCGUCAAAAUCACCGCCAAGGGCAACGACGGCGACCAAGGCCGAGGCAACAAAAACAGAAAUGAAGGGGUUGCAGAGACGGAACCGGAUUCGACUCUAACGAGAUGGUCUUUGGCCAAAGAGUGUCUGGAUCGUGCAACUGACGGCAACAUGGUCAGACUGGCAAAGAGACGCGACGCGACAGCAACGCAAUUGGACGACUUAUUAGCUGCCGUAAUAUUAGAAGCCCUGCUCGGCCCCCUCCUGGCCAGAGGUGCUGACAACAUGAAGGAUGAUCUGCGCACACCACUAUUGGAGAGCCGCAUGGAGCCAAUGGAAGAUCGGAUGGCGCGACAUGUGUUGGUAAUUCAAGGGCUGCGGAGACAUAAAUACAACGGCCCAACCCUUUGGGGACUCGGUCCCUCUAUUUCGGAACAAAGAUUCAGUGGAUACAGCGCUUGCGUAAAGUAA
Messenger RNA from Beauveria bassiana ARSEF 2860, 537 nucleotides. RefSeq lists its product as uncharacterized. NCBI's taxonomy places the organism in Eukaryota, Fungi, Ascomycota, Sordariomycetes, Hypocreales, Cordycipitaceae. The transcript has 3 exons. Bases 1 to 537 code for a protein of 178 amino acids. The record is from RefSeq and is a predicted model, not a curated record.